CUUUCCCUGACCUGCCCAGCGACACUCCUGAAGUUCGAGUGAAGGAUGGCAGCAAAAUCCGCAACCUGAUGAGGUUUGCUUUAAGCCGUAUGGAGGAGAAAACAGCCUCCGUAGAUCAUCCAGGGCCUCUUGAAGGCUCAGAGUUUUUUUGUGCUAGCUUAGUGCACAGCGGCUGAAACCAACUUCACACAAGCAGGAGCUGCAUAUGCAAAACACGCAGUCAUGUUGGCUGUUCUGUUGACCAUUUUGUUUUUUAAUCAAGGGCUUUCAUUGGACAAUCGUGGGACGAGUUUCAUCACUGCAUUCCCCGAGAAUAUUGCUGUUUAUUAUGGAAAGACCUAUAACCUAUUCAAAAUCACUACCCUUCACCCAGACACUACGAUCAGUGUCACCUAUAUGGCCAACGGCAUCGUCAAAACUAACACAAGCCUUUCCGAAGGAAUCGUUUGGACUUUGAAUUUGACAAAGCAGGUUGAAGAAUCCCAGUUAAUGUCUUCCAAUAAGACGUUUCGAAUCACCAGUGAUAAAAACAUCACAGUGCUUUCUGUGAGUGGAUGGGAGGGGAGAUUCCAGUCUCACGUUGUCCAGCCUGAACAAAAUCUGGGAAAUGUGUAUCUUGUUCCCUCUCUGAAUUACAACAACAUAGUCAAGUCCUUUAACCUCAUGAUGACAUCGGAUGUCAGAUUCCUGAAUUUUAGGCUGAUGAUCAUCAAUGCAGUGGACAUGGUCAAAAGAGUAACCAUCAAACAGGUAAAUGAAAUGGGUCAGAGCCAAGAAGAGACUAUAACACUCAAUCCUUACAAUCUUUAUCAGAUUCAGAUUGAUGGGUUGGUGAGACAAAUCAACGCAGAGGACAAAGUGGCUGUGAUUCUGACCCAUCCUUGCUUUGACAGCAACAACUGCUCAUGCAACAUGAUUCUGAACCAGCUCCAACCCUAUGUGUCAAACAGUAAUAAUGACAGAUUCCUCGUGCCCCCCAUCUUCAGCGCCAGACAGCUACUUGUGGCAACAAAUGAACCCUUCCAAGUUUGUCAGAGUUGUUUUACACCUGAAACUGGUGUUUGGGUGCAAACUUCUUCAGACAUCCUGUCAUUAUUACAGAAUUUAAAGAACAACAUUUCAGUUAUUUCUACCACCAUCCAGGUUUCCCUCCGAUUAAUCAGUCCUGGACUUGUUCUAGAUCUCAUUCCGAUAAGCAAGUUCUCUGGCUGCUAUCUGGUAGAUUUAAAUUCCUCACGCAAUGCUGCCUUGGUUAUUGCUAAUACAUCCAGCACUGAUGCUGUGCGAAUGAAUGAUCAGAAGUUACCUACAAACAUCAUAUGGAGAGUUAUAAAUGGCACAGGAUACUCUUGUGCUCUAGUGGAGGGAGGAAGGAUAAGCACAAUCUGGCAUCCUUUUGCAAGGAUUGGUGUAUAUAUGAUAGAACGCUUGGACUCGAACAAUACCUAUGGGAGUGCAGCAACAAUUAUUAAUACAGACCCAGAUAAUGGCGGCUGUCUGCUGACUCCAGAGAUAUUUGUACUUGGUGAAGAUGAAAUGAACUGGUUCAAGUCCCGCGAGUACUGCAUGGAAAAUGCUGAUCAGUUUGCCAGGCUCAACAAUGAAAGCAGCCAGGCUAAGAUGACCUUAAACAUGACACGGAGGGAACCCACGGAGGGCUGGAUCAGUCUGCGCCGCAGCUUGUACACAACUGACUGGUACUGGAGAAACGAGGACACUUUCCCACCUAACGUGGACUUCACUUACUGGGAGAAUGGACAGCCUGACAAACCAGAGAAAGGCUUGUGCGCCUCCGUUUCCCUGGAUCCCAGCAAGAACUUCAAGUGGAGGAGUGCACGCUGCUGUUCUAAAAAGAAGCCUGUUUGCUAUAAAAGACCAAAAUACUUCACUUUAUGAGAUACCUUUAAACAACAAAUGUUUUUAUUAUAAGGCUUAUGAUUAAUUUUUUUGCUUUUUUAGGGAUCAUUAUAGAUUGGUUUGAUUUUAAUGCUCAACAUUUAUCUGUCUAUACAUAGUUUGGCUCCUAUAUUAUAGACUAGAUUUAGAAAAUGUUAUCUGGUGGGCAAUGUCAUAGAUCUAGCAAUAAUAUUUACAGUGAAAAGAAAACUUUGCAGGUUAAGUAUAACUUUUAAAUAUUAGCAUGUAACUUGAGAUGUAUUUUGAGCUGUAUCCAGACUCGGAUUAAAACUUAUUAUUAAAGAAUGUUAAUUGAA
Molecule: messenger RNA, 2213 nt
Organism: Carassius gibelio (silver crucian carp)
Lineage: Eukaryota; Metazoa; Chordata; Actinopteri; Cypriniformes; Cyprinidae
Exons: 4
Coding region: 223-1896 (557 amino acids)
Source: RefSeq, a predicted model, not a curated record